CUAGAUGAAGCACUAGCUAAUUGGGUUUUGCAAUGUCAGGCCAAAAGAAUUCAUCUAACUGAGAAAUUGAUAUAUGAAAAAGGAAAAAAAUUUGCUACACAACUUGGUCUUAAUCUUCAAGAUCGUAACACACCUAAUUUUUCAGUUGGUUGGCUACUCUUAUUUGAGCAAUGUUAUGGCUUUAAAAUGUACAAGAUAUAUGAAGAAAGCAGGUCAGCUGACAAUGAGGCAAUUGAAAAAAGUCUACCUAAACUUCAUGCAACUAUUAUUGGAGAUGCAGACCUUACCAAUAUAAAGGUUGUUACUUUACCUCCAAGAACAACCUCAAAACUUCAACUAAUAGACACAGACAUUAUUGCCAUCUUUAAACACCAUUAUCGUUGUUUCUUAUUACAACAUGCUAUUGAUCGUGAUGAGGCUGAGGAAUCUGAUAUAUAUAAAGUUGAACAACUAAAGGCAAUGCAAUAG
Molecule: messenger RNA, 468 nt
Organism: Dentiscutata heterogama
Lineage: Eukaryota; Fungi; Glomeromycota; Glomeromycetes; Diversisporales; Gigasporaceae
Source: the annotation of a GenBank genome assembly